Photinus pyralis (common eastern firefly) is the source of this 12087-nucleotide messenger RNA. It is a transcript of the gene shot, whose product is annotated as dystonin. NCBI's taxonomy places the organism in Eukaryota, Metazoa, Arthropoda, Insecta, Coleoptera, Lampyridae. Gene Ontology annotation, molecular function: structural molecule activity; calcium ion binding; microtubule binding. The coding region runs from base 61 to 11850 and encodes 3929 amino acids. The transcript has 27 exons. The record is from RefSeq and is a predicted model, not a curated record. Gene Ontology annotation, biological process: wound healing; intermediate filament cytoskeleton organization. Gene Ontology annotation, cellular component: membrane; cytoplasm; intermediate filament.
UAUUAAUAUUUUCAAAUAUUACAGCAAGCGGUGGAGGAAAAAUACAAGUUAUGUGACGAUAUGUUGUCAAAGUUGCUUAAGUGGAUUAGCGAGGUUGAAGGGAGAAUAUCGUCUCAAAGUGUCGUUCGUGAAAGUGAGGAGGAGCUUCGAAAUCAGAUAAACACAAUGAAGCAAGUCAAAGACGACUUAGAUCAGCAUGCGAGCCAAGUGUCGCACUGUGGUGAUCAAGUAAGACAACUUGUACUUACUGGUGGUGACGUUUUGUCCAAGAGCGAGGUGUCUGCUCUAGAGAAGAGUGGCAGGAAUCUCAAGUUAAGAUAUGAUAAGUCAGUUGACCGUGCAGAACGAUUGUUGAAAAAACUUUUCGCUGCUAGAGACGAGCUGUUUAAGCUCAAAGGUGAAUUGAGCAACUUUUCCACUUGGUUAAACAAAGCGCGGAGAGUAUUGGAAGAAAAAGAACGUUCUUUGAGUGACUUGCAUAAAUUAGAUUCUAGUACUGAUAGCACCAAGGAAUUUGUAUCCGACGUUAUUGCCCACCAAGCCGAUUUACGCUUCAUCACCAUGGCUGCUCAGAAAUUCUUCGACGAAUCAAAAGAAUAUCUCAACGUCUUAAACGAAUUCCGUACUUCGCUUCCUUCGCGUUUACCUCACAUUGAACCUUUAUCUUCUCAAGACUCCCCCAUACGAAACGAAGUCUCAUAUGUAACCCAACAGUACCGAGAUUUGCUACACCGAGCCAACAACUUAUCGGAUCGUCUGUCUGGUGUGGGCAGUCGCCAGCGUGACUAUACUGAUGCUCUUGACAAGGCGCGGCAGUGGUUACGAGAUGUUGAGCCCAAAGUGAAUAAAGUUCUCAAUGAGCCUAUCGCUGGAGAUCCGAAAGGUGUAGAAGAUCAACUUAAUAAGGCGAAAACCCUUAAUAAUGAAUUUAUUGCGAAUGGACGCUUAAUUGAUAACAUCAAACAGGCACUGGAUUCGCUGCUACGUUCUUUAGAGGGCCAACUGUCACCUGUUGAAAUGUCUCGUCUGGAACAACCCGUAAUUGAAUUGGAUCAAAAAUACAAACAGCUCGGAAAUGCACUCGCCGAACGUUGCCAAGAACUUGAUACUGCUUUGGUACAAUCCCAAGGCGUUCAAGACGCGCUCGACGGUAUCGUUAACUGGCUUAACUCGGCAGAAAAUCAAUUCAAAAAUCUACAAAGGCCAGCUUCGUUAAUCAAAGACCGACUUGAGGAGCAAUUGCGAGAACACAGAGUAUUCCAAUCCGAUAUCGACACACAUAUUUCAUCGAUCGAUUCCGUCUACUUAUCAGCGAGUGAGUUAAUCGUCUCGACGAGCAAUGCGCGCGUCGCCAAGCAAAUCGAAACAAAAUUAAACGAUGUUAAAGUCCGCUUUGAAAAAUUAUUUGAUCGAACUCAAAAACGAGCAGAAUUUUUGGAAGAUGUUAACAGCAACUUGAGCGUGUUUCUCACCCACUCCACACAGUUUGAGCAGUGGUAUUCCGGUAUCGUGGAACUGUUAGACUCGCGCGAUUUUGCCAAACUGAGCAUACAGGAAUACACAACUCGUAUGAGCGAUAUCGCGGCAAAUCGAGACGGGAAGAGAGAGCUAUUUGAUAGCACAAUUCGUGACGGUAAAGAUCUGGUUAACAAACGCGACGUCACCGAUACUGCACCAGUUCGGGAUAGAAUUAAGGCCAUGGAGAACCAGUGGAAAGAACUGAAUAGUCUUCUUGAUGAGAAACACAAGUUAUCCUUGCAACGCGCGGAACAAUUGAAUAUCUAUGAGGGUCUACGCCUUCAGGUAUCGGAAUGGUUAACCAAAAUGGAGACUAGAAUGACUCGUUUGGAAAUUGUUGCGCUCGAUAUGGAAACUUUACGACUGCAGAAUGAUGAGCUGAAACCGAUAGCGAAAGAAUACAGAGAUUACGCAGUCACUAUCGAUAAAGUCAACGAUGUAGGUAAUUCGUACGAUAAUUUAGUCAAAAGCGAAAGGCCAGAUUCUCCAACUAAAAAACGAACGCAAGCGUAUAGUCCAACGAAACGUACUACUAUUGCAGUCAGCCCAUUAAGACGCGGUUCACAAGACGGCCGAUCCCCUUCGCCUACCAAGGGAAUUAGUAUGCAAUCACCGAUAUCUCCUGGUGGAUCCAGUGGAUUUUCAUCACGCCGUUCCAGCCAGGACGGAUUCCACCUUGAAGAACUAUCGCCAAUUCAACAGCAGCUUUCCGAAAUUAAUAAUCGAUACUCUCUGCUCGGCAUUAAAAUCAGCGAUCGCCAAUCUGAAAUAGACAGCACUAGGGACGAAGUUAAAAAACAUUUAGACAAUUUGAAAAUUCUGGAUUCGUUCUUGGAUAAAGUGCAGAGACAGUUGCCGAAAGAAAUAGUACCCAACACGAAGGAGGAGGCCGAUAAGAGCGUGAAACAGAUCAGACAGAUUAUGGAAGAAUUGUACGAAAAACAAUCAUUACUCGACUCGACGCGAACUCAAGUCAAAGAUUUGCUUAGAAGAAAACCGGGAGCGCUCGGUGCAGAUAAUCUGAAUGAUGAACUUGAAGAUGUGGUGUCUAGAUGGAAGAGCUUAAAUGAUCGCUGCAAGGAUAGAAUAAAAUUCAUGGAAGAUAUGAAAGAGUUCCUCGACACCCACGAAUCCAUGUCGUCUUGGUUAUCGGCCAAGGAAAGAAUGCUAACAGUUCUGGGACCGAUUUCAAGCGACUCUCGUAUGGUCCAGUCUCAAGUACAGCAGGUGCAAGUAUUACGUGAGGAAUUCCGUACACAACAACCACAAUUGCAACAUCUAAUCGAUGUUGGAGAUUCAGUCCUAAGUUACUUAGAUCCUCGGUCACCUGAUGGUCAAAAGGUGAACACCAAACUCACCAAUGUACAACAACGAUGGUCCGAUUUAUUAGGAAAAUUGGAUGAGCGAGCUGAUUCUUUAGGAGCAGCAGUCGACACUAGCAGGGAGUUUGAUGCACAGCAUACCCGUUUACGUGAAGCCCUACAAACUAUAUCUGAUAAUCUUGACGAGUUACCUUUGGAUAGAGAUCCCGAAGAACAGUUGCGCAAAAUUGAAAAUUUCGAAAGACAACUGGAGGGACAACGUCCUCUAUUGGCAGACCUGGAAGCGGCCGGAAUUCAACUUUGCAAUGUGCUUAGCGAUCCGGCGUCCCGAACUGAUAUUCAAGCCAAGCUGGCAUCCAUCGGACGACAAUACAAUGCGUUGCAGAAGAAAUUGGACCAUAGAAAGGCGGAGAUCGAGGGCUCUCUUCGUGACGGCAGGAUGUUUGAGGCGUCGUGCGCGAAAACUUUAGGAUGGUUGUCUGAGGAGCUUGGAUCGCUAUCGGAGCGAUUACUCAUUUCGGCCGAUCGUGAUGUGUUGGAACAACAAUUGGCGCAUCAUGAACCGAUUUACAGAGAGGUCUUAGCAAGAGAGCAUGAGGUGAUUAUGCUGUUAAACAAAGGAAGAGAUAUGAUCUCGCGCAACAGCAAGUCUGAUAGUCGAACGUUACAAAGGGAUGUCGAUAAAAUACAACAACAGUGGGAUAAACUUAGAAAGGAAACUAUGGAUAGGCAGACCAGACUUCAAACAUGUAUGGAACACUGCCGCAAGUACUACAGAACCUUGGAGACAUUUUUACCUUGGCUUCGUCAAGCGGAAGACAAAUUAGAUUCACUAAAGCCGUCAUCCUUUAAACGUAAACAUAUAGAGAAGCAAUUGAAAGAUCUGCAAGUUUUUCGAAAUGAAGUGUGGAAACGUUCGGGAGAAUACGAGAAUACGCGAUCGUUAGGUGAUACAUUCCAUUCAGCGUGUGAUAUAGAUAAAGAUAUUGUUAAGAACGAACUGAAUAACUUAAAAGACCGUUGGGAUAAGUUAAAUAAUGAUGUCAUUGCGCGUACGCAGGCUUUAGAGGAUCAGUCAAGGAAAUUGUCCGAUUUUAACGAAAAUUUGCGUGAACUUCUGCAUGGUUUGGAGAGGUGUGAGGAUAAAUUGGCGUCGCAUGAUGCAUUAGGUGGUGUUGCUCGUGAUCCUAAAUUGCUCGAUCGUGUAAAAAGUUUACGUGAUGAGGUUGCCCAAUUGAAAAGACCGCACCAGACUGUUCGCCAGCAGGCUACUGAUUUAGUCCGCGAAGCUGCUGAGAAUAGUAUCGACGCCAAUCACUUAGAAGACGAAGUUGACGGUUUAGGAGAUCGAAUCAAUGAGUUGCAUGCGAAACUGGACGAUCGUUGUUCCGAUUUACAAUCUGCCGCCACUGCGGUUAUGCAGUUUAAUGAUCAAGUGAAAGCGCUAACUAACGACCUUUCCGGUUUAGAAACAGAGCUAGAUUCGAUGAAACCUCCUGGUCGCGAAUUCAAGACAGUUAAACUACAAAUCGAUGACAUAGGAAACCUAAUUGGUAAAAUUAAUAAAGCUUCAGAUGACGUUAACGAUGCUGUGUUCGCCGGCGAACGCUUGGUUGACAGUGGCUUUGCGCCCGAUACUGUCCAGACUAGACAGCAGGUGGAUAGUUUACGGAAACAAUUGGGCAAGUUGGACGAACGCGCAAGGAAUCGCGAGCAAAAUUUGGAAGGAACGCUUAAGAAAUUGCAGGAUUUCUAUUUGAAUCAUUCGAGUGUAUUGGAUAACAUAGGCGAUACUACAGAGCAGUUGCGCAAAAUGAAACCAGUUGCAUCCGAAGUGGAUAGUAUUAGAGCCCAGCAACAAGACUUUAAGAAAUUCAGAGCCAAGAGCGUCGAACCACUUAGCAAAAUGGUGGAUGAUUGUAAUCGUAUAGGUCAGAGUCUUAUUCAGUCCGCCUCACCGGGCGUUAAUACGACCACACUGGAGAAAGACUUAGAGAAAAUGAAUGAUUUGUGGAAUAGUCUAAAAGAAAAGAUUAAUGAUCGCGAGAGACGACUAGAUAUUGCACUAUUACAAUCUGGCAAAUUCCAAGAAGCUUUAGACGGAUUGGCCAAAUGGUUGACAGACACUGAGGAGCUAGUAGCUAACCAAAAAGCACCUUCUGCAGAUUACAAAGUUGUAAAAGCACAGCUUCAGGAACAAAAGUUCUUAAAGAAAAUGUUGCUGGACCGUCAACACUCCAUGUCAUCAUUGUUUAGCAUGGGCAAUGAGAUCGCCAAGGAAGCCGAACCCAAAGAACGUAAAGCUAUAGAGAAACAACUGAAAGAUCUCAUUGGGCGAUUUGAUGCUCUUACUGAAGGAGCGCAACAGCGCACGCUCGAUUUAGAAAGGGCUAUGCACGUCGCAAAACAGUUCCAAGAUAAGCUCGUACCUCUGCAAGACUGGCUCGAUCGCAGUGAACGUAAAGUGAAGGACAUGGAAUUAAUACCAACUGAUGAGGAAAAAAUACAGAUUAGAAUACGCGAACAUGAUAUUCUCCACAAUGAUAUAUUAGAUAAGAAACCAGAUUUUAGCGAGUUGACUGAUAUUGCGUCGAAUUUGAUGGCAUUGGUUGGCGAUGACGAAGCAAGUGGGUUGGCUGAUAAAUUACAGGAGGUGACUGAUCGUUAUGGUAAUCUAGUUGAAGCUAGCGAGCAUGUCGGCCAACUUUUAACAUCAUCCCGGCAAGGAUUGAGACAUUUAGUAUUAACUUACCAAGACUUGGCUGGUUGGAUGGAUGACAUGGAACAGCAAUUGAGUCGGUACAAGAUUCUGGCAGUACAUACAGACAGACUACUGGAGCAAAUGGAUGAUUUAGCGAAUUUGACUGAAAACAUCUCUAGUCGCCAGCAAGAUGUUGAUGGUACAGUUGACGCAGGUGUCGAAUUAAUGCGACACAUAUCAUCGGACGAAGCACUUCAACUGAAAGAUAAAUUAGACUCAUUACAAAGGCGAUAUAAUGAACUUACGUCACGUGGAGCCGAUCUCUUGAAAAAUGCUCAAGAUCUGUUACCGCUCGUGCAACAAUUCCAUAACAAUCACAACUGUCUCGGAGAAUGGAUGAAAACUGCAGAGAGCGUACUUCAAUCCGCCGACACAAACGAAAAUGAAAUCGCGCGGUUAGAACUAGAUUUGCAAGAACAGAGACCGAUUCUGGAGGCAAUCAACCUCUUAGGUCCGCAAUUAUGCCAAGCCAGCGCAGGCGAAGGCGCCGCUACGAUCGAAGGAUUGGUCACUAGAGAUAAUCGCCGGUUUGAUGCAAUUUCUGAGCAAAUACAACGACGCGCCGAAAGAAUCCACUUGGGCAAACAGCGAGCUUUGGAAGUAACCGGUGACAUAGACGAGUUGUUGGAAUGGUUUAGAGAGGUGGAGAGUCAAAUUCGUGACGCGGAAAAACCAUCGGCCGAACCAGACUUGAUUCGCGUGCAGUUGAAAGAACACAAAGCCCUUAAUGAUGAUAUUUCAAGUCAGAAAGGUCGCGUAAGAGACGUUUUGGCGACGUCCAGGAAAGUUCUGCGUGAAAGUCCGCCGAGCGAUGACACAUCUUUAAUUAGGGAAAAAAUGGAAGAUCUACGCGAAACGAUGGAUACUGUUUCGGCUUUAAGCUCAGAUCGUUUAGGUAUCCUAGAACAGGCACUACCUCUCGCCGAACAUUUCCACGACACACAUGCGGUACUGUCCAACUGGCUUAGUGAUAUGGAAGAACAGGUAUCCAUGCUAGCCAUGCCCGCCAUGCGUCCUGAUCUCAUCGCCCAACAACAAGACCGCAAUGAAUUGUUCGUACAGUCGAUUAAUGAACACAAACCUCUUGUCGACAAAUUGAAUAAAACUGGAGAGGCUCUUGUCAAACUUUGUAAUGAUGAUGAUGGCUCAAAGGUGCAAGAAUUACUUGACAGUUGCAACGAAAGAUACAGUGCUUUGAAAUUAGAAUUGCGCGAACGUCAGCAAGCGCUCGAGAGGGCACUGCAAGAGAGUUCCAAAUUUGCGGAUAAAUUAGAAGGUAUGUUGCGCGCAUUGACGAAUACUGCAGAUCAAGUUCACAAUCAAGAACCGAUCUCUGCGCAUCCUCCCAAAAUUCGAGAUCAAAUUGAAGACAAUAACGCGUUAAUCAGCGAUCUGGACAAGCGCAAAGAAGCUUACGCCGCCGUCCAACGGGCAGCAGACGAUGUGAUCAAUAAGGCCGGAAACCGCGCAGAUCCUGCGAUUAAAGAUGUGAAACGGAAAUUGGAUAAGUUAAAGAAUUUAUGGGAUGAUGUGCAAAAGGCGACGAAUGAUCGAGGAUUGUCUCUCGAGGACGCUUUGGAUGCGGCACAGAAAUUCUGGAGCGAGCUCCAUGCGGUUAUGGUGACGUUGCGUGAUUUGGAAGAUUCCCUCACCAGUCAAGAACCACCGGCUGUUGAGCCGAAAACAAUUCAACAACAACAGGUCGCGUUACAAGAGAUUAGGCAUGAAAUUGACCAAACUAAACCAGAUGUGGAUCAAGUCAGAGCAUCUGGGCAGGAAUUAAUGCAGUUAUGUGGCGAACCUGAUAAACCCGAAGUAAAGAAACAUAUUGAAGAUCUAGACCAUGCUUGGGAUAACAUUACCGCCUUGUAUGCCAAACGUGAAGAAAAUCUCAUCGACGCAAUGGAAAAAGCUAUGGAAUUCCACGAAACAUUACAGAACCUAAUGGUAUUCUUGAAUGAAGCAGAGAAGAAAUUUGUUAAAAUGGGACCAUUGGGAACAGACAUCGACGCUGUGAAAAGACAAAUAGAACAACUGAAGCAGUUCAAGUCAGAAGUGGAUCCCCACAUGGUGAAAGUUGAAGCGUUAAAUAGGAGUCUUAUCAGACAAGCUCAGGAGCUAACUGAACGCACAUCUGCUGAUCAAGCAGCCGCUAUCAAAGAGCCACUUGCCGCAGUGAAUAGACGUUGGGAUGAUUUAUUGCGGGGUGUUGUCGACCGCCAACGUCAGUUGGAGAAUGCGUUACUGCGACUCGGGCAAUUCCAGCAUGCUCUUAAUGAAUUACUGGUGUGGAUCAGCAAGACCGAUCAAACUUUGGACGAACUGAAACCUGUCGCCGGAGAUCCACAGAUUUUGGAAAUAGAGUUAGCGAAGUUAAAGGUUUUGGUUAACGACAUUCAAGCUCACCAAACCAGCAUUGAUACUUUAAAUGACGCUGGCCGGCAAAUCAUCGAAAGUGGGAAGGGUACGGAUGAGGCGUGUGUAACACAGGAUAAAUUGAACGUGUUGAACACUGCUUGGAGGGCACUUAUGCAAAAGGCUGCAGAUAGACAACGAGAGUUAGAGAUCGCGCUUAGAGAAGCUCAACAGUUCAAUGCGGAAAUUCAAGAUUUGCUUAGCUGGUUAGGUGACGUUGAUGGUAUUAUUGCCGCAAGUAAACCAGUUGGUGGUCUCCCAGAGACAGCUAGUGAACAACUUGAGCGAUUUAUGGAGGUUUAUAAUGAGAUUGAGGAGAAUCGUCCCAAAGUUGAAACCGUACUCGCUCAAGGUCAAGAAUAUUUGCGUAAAGGUUCAAAUGCGGCGUCCAAUUUGCAACAUAAUUUACGAACAUUGAAGCAGAGAUGGGAUUCGGUCACGUCACGUGCGAAUGACAAGAAAAUAAAAUUAGAGAUUGCGCUUAAAGAAGCGACCGAGUUCCAUGACGCUUUGCAGUCGUUUGUCGAUUGGUUAACAAACGCAGAGAAGGUUCUUUCGAAUUUGAAGCCGGUUUCUAGAGUUUUGGAGACCGUGCAGGCACAAAUCGAAGAUCACAAAGUAUUCCAAAAGGACGUCAGCGCUCACAGGGAGACCAUGCUUAACUUAGAUAAAAAGGGCACACAUUUAAAAUACUUCAGCCAAAAGCAGGACGUCAUUCUGAUCAAGAAUUUACUGAUCAGCGUGCAGCAUCGAUGGGAAAGGGUUGCAUCUAAAUCGGCAGAACGAACGCGAGCGCUAGAUCUUGGUUACAAGGAGGCGAGAGAAUUCCACGAUUCUUGGAGCGGCCUCAUGAGUUGGUUAGAAGAUACUGAGUCAUCGCUUGACGAAGUGAUGAGAGACGCAAUCGUUAAUGACCCCGAAAAGAUAAAGCAACGAUUAGCCAAACACCAAGAAUUCCAACGCGCUCUCUCCUCCAAACAAAGCAGUUACGAUAACACCAUGAAAGUGGGCAAGCAUCUGAAGGAAAAAGCUCCUAAGAUUGACGAGACCGUCUUAAAACAAAUGCUGGUGGAGUUGAAAAACAGAUGGACCUCUGUGUGCAAUAAGAGCGUAGAUAUACAACGAAAACUAGAGGAAGCUCUCCUUUAUUCUGGUCAGUUUAAAGACGCCAUUGCUGCUUUGUUACAGUGGUUGCAAAAGGCCGAGAAGGAUUUGUCGUCUGAGGAUCCGUUAUAUGGUGAUCUCGACACGGUUCAUCAUUUAAUCGAUCAACAUCACCAUUUCGAACAGGAAUUGGAGGCUCGUAACGCGCAAAUGGAAACAGUGAUGCGCACUGGACACGAGUUGGAAGUUAAAGGAAAUAAGGCAGACGCUGCGACUAUCCGAACACAAUUGAAUGAGUUAAACGCUAUCUGGGAGGUCGUAUCACGAUUGACUCACCGCAAAUCGGCUCGCUUGGAAGAAGCACUGAAGGAAGCUGAGAGGUUACAUAAGGCUGUGCAUAUGUUGUUGGAUUGGCUGUCUGAUGCCGAAAUGAAGCUUAGAUUUGCGGGAAAUACACCUGAAGAUGAGGAGUCGGCGUAUGCGCAGUUGGAAGUAUUGGAAAAGAUCAGACGCGAAUUACACGAUAAGGAAGUGGAAAAAGACAACACCUUAACCUUGGCCCAUAACGUACUCGCCAAGGCACAUCCAGAUGCAGUCAACGUAAUUAAGCACUGGAUCACUAUAAUACAGUCACGAUGGGAGGAAGUCUCGCAAUGGGCACAACAGAGGUACAAGAAGUUAUCAUCACACAUUCAAUCACUGAGAGACAUGGACGAUUCUCUGGAGGAACUUUUGGCUUGGUUACAAGGUCUCGAAAAUACCUUAUUGUCACUACGUCAAGAGGAGUUACCUAUGGACAUUCCAAGUACCGAACAACUAAUCGCCGACCACAAAGAGUUUAUGGAAAAUACCCAAAAACGACAGGUAGAAGUUGAUCGAAUUUGUAAAGCUAAACAGGUUAAACAAUCUGCAACUAAAGAAUCCAGAAAAAUUCCCAAGUCCAAGACGCCAAUUCGGGGAUCACAGCAUGAUGUCCGUGAAACGUCACCCGACGGCUAUGGCACUCUUGGGCGGAAACAGAGCCGAACCAGUCCCGGUCGAGAAAUUAGCCCAGAUCCAAACAUUCCUCACAUUGGACCUCGUUUUCCUCCUGCUGGCAGUACGGAACCAGAGUUUCGAUCGCCACGCGUUAAAUACUUAUGGGAUAAAUGGCGUAAUGUAUGGAUGUUGGAAUGGGAACGCCAACGGGUACUGUACGAUCACCUUGCAUACCUGAAAGAAAAAGAACGAGCUGAUAACUUCUCGUGGGACGAUUGGAGAAGAAGGUUCCUCAAAUUCAUGAAUCACAAAAAAUCUAGAUUAACAGACUUAUUCAGAAAAAUGGACAAGGACAAUAAUGGUCUAAUUCCGAGGGAUGAAUUCAUCGAUGGAAUCAUUAGAACUAAGUUUGACACAUCUCGAUUGGAAAUGAAGGCUGUGGCCGACAUGUUCGACCGAAAUAACUGCGGAUUGAUCGACUGGAAGGAGUUUAUCGCCGCAUUGAGACCAGACUGGCAAGAAAAGGCACCAGACAUAGAUGCGCAGAAGAUUCACGAUGAAGUAAAACGUUUAGUAAUGUUGUGCACGUGUCGACUGAAAUUCAAAGUAUUUCAAGUUGGCGAAGGAAAGUAUAGGUUUGGUGAUAGUCAAAAGUUACGUCUUGUACGUAUCUUACGAAGCACUGUGAUGGUGCGCGUCGGUGGCGGAUGGGUAGCACUUGACGAAUUUCUCUUGAAGAAUGAUCCGUGUCGAGCCAAGGGUCGCACGAAUAUAGAGCUGCGCGAACAGUUCAUUCUGGCAGAUGGAGUAUCUCAAUCAAUGACCGCAUUCAAGCCCAAAACGUCAGCCUCUACACCUGGUUCGGGCUCUUCUGCUAAUUCACUGCGCACUCCUACCGCUGGGCCGAUCACCAAGGUACGAGAACGUUCCGUCAGAUCUACGCCCAUGAGUUCAGGCGGUCCAACGAGAGCGUCAAAGUCCUCUUUGGGUACACCUGAAUCUCUCUCAGAUACGGAAGGGCCUUCACUUCGUACACCUAGAAAACCUUCGUAUAGGUCUACACUUACACCAGGAGGUUCAAGACCUAGUUCACGACCCGCAUCACGAACCGGCAGUCGACCUAGUAGUAAACCUCCUUCUAGACAUGGCUCUAAUUUAUCUCUCGACAGUACUGACGAUGGUACACCGUCGAGAAUACCAACCCGUCGUACUCCAAUGUCAGGUCGAAACACACUGACGGUAACGACAACAACCCCAAGGAAAACGACGCCACUUAACGGCCUCUCCUCUUCAAGACCACGAACGCCCACAGGUCUUCUCACUCCAACUAGUCCCGCUGGAAAAUCGUCUGGCAUACCCCGAGCAUCAAGCAUACCAACGUUAUUAAACACUGCUGUUUCAAGGUCACGUAUUCCUGUUUAUGUGGGACCGGAUGAAGGUGAUACUGAAUUAGAAUCACCUUCCACAACGAGCUCAUGUUCUUACUCAUUCUCUUCUGGGUCAAAGUCUUUGGGAAGUAAAUCGAGGAUACCUGUCUCCAAUAGGACGUUCAAGACGCCCGCAACACCUUCUAACGCUCCAACGCUCCGGACCGCCAUGAGGACGAGGACACCUUCAGGAUCUAACACACCAGUUCCCUCGGGAACGCAGACAGCAAGCUCAAGGCUUGUUAGGAAACCAUCCGGAGCAUCGGAUACAACAAAACCGCAAACGAAAAGAGCGACAACACCGAAAGAACCGUUCCGACUUUAAGACAUAAGUACUAACAGAAAUAUUCCAUUCUAAUAAUGACUGACAAUUAGCUAAGUUUUUAAUUUAUAUAUAAUGUGCAUAUUUUUAUAUGUUACAAAUGAAUGAUUUCGGCUUUAUAUUGCGGUAUAGCAAAAAUCGCCAGUUUUGUUUUACAGCAAUUUAACGCGAAAUGUAUUUAAUGCACUAAAAGUUCUCACUAUACUGUUAAUGGAUUUGGAAUCUUUUCUUUUCGAUUAA